Dunckerocampus dactyliophorus (ringed pipefish) is the source of this 1916-nucleotide messenger RNA. It is a transcript of the gene bmp15, whose product is annotated as bone morphogenetic protein 15. Gene Ontology annotation, molecular function: cytokine activity; growth factor activity. NCBI's taxonomy places the organism in Eukaryota, Metazoa, Chordata, Actinopteri, Syngnathiformes, Syngnathidae. Gene Ontology annotation, cellular component: extracellular region. Gene Ontology annotation, biological process: BMP signaling pathway; SMAD protein signal transduction. The transcript has 2 exons. The record is from RefSeq and is a predicted model, not a curated record. The coding region runs from base 176 to 1411 and encodes 411 amino acids.
ACCCGAGAAGUUAAUUGAGGUCACCCUGAUCCGUAACAAGCCGUUGAGUCCAUGAUGGUUUGUGAUCCGGUGAGCCUGCUGUGAGUCGCGCCCCAGCACGGCACGCCGACGAUGGUCGCCGUCUGUCGCCUCCUCGGUGGAGCUUGGUAGCGCCCUGGAGCUUCUCCUGCCAAACAUGCGCGGCCUGCACGGUUUCCCGCCCGUCUUCGUCCUGCCCCUCCUCGUCUUCCCGCUGUGCGGGAUCGUGGUCGAUGGGUCCAAAAUGUCUCCCCGAGGCGCGCACCACCGGCCGCUGACCGACGAGCAGAAGGCCGACCAGAACCUGCAGUUCAUGUUGAGUUUGUACCGCAGCGCGGCGAGACCGGACGGCAGACCUAAACAACACCGAAAGUUCGGUUCCAACACAGUGCGCUUGCUCAGACCCUCCACGUCUUCGGUACACUACCUGCUCGCGUCCACAGACCACCACUACACUUUCAGAGUCCAGUACCACCUCGACACCCUUCCUUCGGAGCAGCUGAUGAGAGCGUCCUUCGUCCACCUUCGCUCUUGGUCUUCCCCUUCUUCCUCCGCCGAGUCUCCAAGCUCAGACCGGGUGGGGGUCGCACCUCGAUGCAGAGCCCAGAUCACUUCACUGGGCAAGGAGAGCCUGGUCACCAUGGAGCCUCACCAGCAGUGGACAGAGACAGACAUCACUGCUCACAUCCUCCGGGGCGAGGAGGGUGGUGGCGGACACUUGAGCCUCACGGCCCAGUACUGGUGCACAGAGCAUGGGCAGAUGGACAAGGAUGGCGGCCUCUCCUGGUGGUGGACUCGCUUUGUUGGGGUAGGGAAAUGGCGACGCGAGCCCCAUGUAGAAGCCCCUUCACUGCUUUUGUACCUGGAAGAGGAGCGUGACGGGAAGGACUGGAUGGGGCAGUUGUUUGGUGCCAAAAGGGGAGAACUCGUGAGACGAUUAGGCCGGUGGCACCCGCAUGUCCGGCACCGCGACCGCCGCUCCUCAGAAACCAAAGAGCCCUCCCUGGAUCUUCUGACCACAUCCACAGCUGCCUCCAUCAUCUCCGACAUCCCAAACUACAAACACAAAGCGAGCACAACCAAGAACCGCUGCAAGUUGCACUCCUUCCGCUUGUCCUUUGACGAGCUGGGUUGGGGACACUACAUUGCGCCGCCAGUCUACAACCCUCGCUUCUGCCAGGGUGACUGCCCCCGCGUGCUCCCCUACGGCUACCACUCUCCAAACCACGCCAUCAUCCAGACGAUCAUCAACGAGCUGGGGGUGGGCGAUGUGCCACCGCCCUCCUGCGUGCCUUACAAGUAUAUGCCCAUGAGCGUGCUGGUGGUGCACAAGAAGAAGGUGGAGUACAAGGAGCUGGAGGACAUGGUGGCUGAGUCGUGCACGUGCCGCUAGAGAGGAAGUUGUGCCCUUUCAUAGUAAAAGCACUUUAAUUGAGGCCCUUGAUGGUCUUGGACUACUGAGCUGGGUCGCCAUCACUUUGCGUUUGGACCAUUUCAACUAAAUAAAUAUUUGUAGCAUGCGAAAAUCCAAAAACCUCAUCCCAUCCAACCAUCCUCAUCUCUCUUGUGCCGUGUUCUUUUCUUCAGUCAUGUUUUUAACAAUCUUUUGCAACAUGUUAAGGCUGAAGUGCUCAGCCACAAGUGUGUUUGUGUUUUGCUACUCUUUUAUUAAAAAAACAAAACACACUUCUCGGCCACACUUGCAGAGGGAUGACACCGCCAAAGAUGAUUUUAAUGUGUCGGAUGUGUAAAAACAAAAAAAAAAAAAACCCACAAAGGCCUUGUGAUGUGUUGUGAUAGUCCAUUUUUUCACUUUGUAACUACAGUAUUUAUAUAGCAAAAGGUGGGGGUGUUCAAACAAAGUGUUCAUGUGUUGUGAAAAGAAUGCAAUUUUUUAU